GUGGCCGCUGACAGGAGAACAGGAAACAUUGAAAACGACAGGAGAAAUGAAAAGAUAUAAGCAGGUCGGCAUAGUGAAAUCAAAGCAUUAGGGAAGAGGGGGGAAAGAGAAAGGAGAGAAAGGGAGCGAGCGAGAGUGAGAGAGCGGCCUCGCUGCCAUAUAAGAGAGAGAGAGAGACCAGGGAGUCCGCUUGAAGCUUGAGAUACAGGAAGACAGGCAGAGGGGAGAGAGGGAGAGAGAGAGAGGGGGAGAGAGAGCAGCUGGUCCAUUGAAGAAAGAUGGCUACAGUCACUGCGAACGGAGUGCAGCAAGAGAAUGGAUUCAGCACCAUGAACAGCGCCGGCAGGAUGAACGGGCUCACCAUCGGGCAGAACACUAUUCCCAUGAAAGACCAUGACGCCAUCAAGUUGUUUAUAGGGCAGAUACCAAGAAAUCUGGAAGAGAAAGACCUGAAACCCUUGUUUGAGGAAUUCGGGAAGAUAUACGAACUAACCGUACUGAAAGACAGGUUUACAGGAAUGCAUAAAGGAUGUGCCUUUCUCACGUACUGUGCCAGAGAGUCUGCGCUGAAGGCCCAGAGUGCCCUGCACGAGCAGAAGACCCUGCCGGGGAUGAAUCGGCCGAUUCAGGUAAAGCCAGCGGACAGUGAAGGACGGGGAGAAGACAGGAAGCUGUUUGUGGGCAUGCUGGGAAAGCAGCAGGGCGAGGAGGACGUGCGGCGGCUCUUCGAGACCUUCGGCCAGAUCGAGGAGUGCACCAUCCUCCGAGGUCCUGAUGGGGCCAGUAAGGGCUGUGCCUUUGUUAAGUUCUCGAGCCACGCGGAAGCGCAGGCAGCCAUCAACACCCUGCACGGUGGACAGACCAUGCCGGGGGCCUCAUCCAGCCUGGUCGUUAAGUUCGCGGACACGGAUAAGGAGCGAACUCUGCGCAGGAUGCACCAGAUGGCCGGUCAGCUUGGCAUCUUCAGCCCCAUGACUGUGCAGUUUGGAGCUUACGGGGCCUACACUCAUGCUCAGAUGAUGCAGCAGCAGGCGGCUCUCAUGGCGGCCGCCCAGGGAACCUACAUGAACCCCAUGGCCGCCAUCGCCGCCGCGCAGAUGCAGCAAAUGGCGACUUUCAACGUUAACGGCCUCGUGGCUGCCCCCAUGACGCCUUCUUCAGGCACCAGCACCCCACCAGGCAUCAACGCCACAGCCGUGCCUAGCAUAGCCACUCCCAUCGGGGUCAACGGCUUCAGCGCCCUGCCGCCGCAGACCAAUGGCCAGCCGGCAUCAGAGCCCAUAUUCAGUAACGGGAUCCACCCCUACCCUGCACAAAGUCCUACAGUGGCUGACCCCCUCCAGCAGGCCUAUGCAGGAGUACAGCAUUACGCAGCAGCCUACCCCGCUGCCUAUGCACCAAUCAGCCAAGCGUUCCCGCAGCAACCAGCCAUCAUCCCCCAGCAGCAGAGGGAAGGGCCAGAAGGCUGCAACCUGUUUAUUUACCAUCUGCCCCAGGAGUUCGGAGAUGCCGAGCUCACGCAGAUGUUCCUGCCGUUCGGCAGUGUCAUCUCUGCCAAAGUCUUUGUAGACCGGGCCACCAAUCAGAGCAAAUGUUUUGAGGCACGAUCAAAUCAGCUGGCAAGUGGAAAAUUCAAGCCGUCAAUCACGGAGGUGUCAGAUAAGAGCAGCCAGGAGUCGCAGGGAGGAAAGCUUUGGGCUCAUUCCACCCUGACACGCAGGUUUUGUCAGCUUCGACAACCCGUCCAGCGCUCAGGCUGCCAUCCAGGCCAUGAACGGCUUCCAGAUAGGCAUGAAGAGGCUGAAGGUGCAGCUGAAGCGGCCGAAAGACGCCAACAGACCUUACUGACUGCUCUGCCGUCACCACCAGGGUGAAGGGUCUCCAAAUGUUAUUUCCACAAGUGCAGUAUAAGUACAAAGACUUCUCGCUCUGCCACAUAUCCUGAAAGAAGAACGGUCCCUUGAUUAUUUGGGAAAGAAAUCGAACGACUGAAAAAGGAUCCAGGAAGUUUUUUUCCCUAACCCAGUUUUUUUUUCUUUUUUUCCCCCCUCCAUCUUUUUUUGGCAAUUUUUCAUUCGCAGUUGAUGGAAGCCAAUUUUAUUGUGACCAAGUUGCUGCAGCUGUUCUCCGAAGCAGGAGUGAGAACCUUUACAGACUCAUAGCGCUCCAAGCAUGCUUUACCAGGAAAAACACAGAGACUUUCAAGCACACCAAAAACAGCACACACACUCACACAUGCACAGCUGUACACACGCACACAGACAAGGAGACACACCAGCUUGCUGGCUUUUUGGUUUUUGUGCACACAGGUAUAUUUAUCCCUGAUAGGGCUGCCAGGACAAGCGAUGGAUGAACUGGAGAGGGAAGAGGAGAAUCCAAGAUUAUUUACAAGCAUCAUUCCUUAGGAUAUAGGGACCAAAAGACCAAAUGCUUUUUAAAGGACGUAUAUAUGUAUAUAUAUAUUCAUAUAUAUACAGUAUAUAUAACUCUUACCUUGUAGCUGCAAGUAUUUACAAUUCAAUAUUAGGGGAAAGAGAGACAUUCAAUCAUUAUCCAGUGGCUUAAGUAUGACUUAAAAAAACCAAUUAUGGAAAAAAAGCAUUUAAAAAAUAGAAGAGGAGUUUAAAAUGAUUUGUUCCUGUAGCUAUUUGCUGUAUCAGGUAGUUUUAGAAAAGUAUAUUAGAUUAGCAGAGUUGUAAGAGCAAAUUUCUGGUGUUUUUGUGUUUUUUUUUUAAGAAUACCUGCUUUUGAUAAUGAAGGAGGAAAAAUGCUUCUCUUGGGACGGUUCUGGUGAAAGCGUUCGAUCUCUCUGUGGGACUUUGGUUUGCCACUGGAUAUCUUCCUCAUCAUGCUGUACAUUUCACUGCGAGUUUCUAACAACUGCAAGAUGAACCGGCUGGACAAAAAAAAAAAAAACGGCACCGGGAGUGUGUGCAGGCAGGCUGGCCUUCAUGAUCAAACGACAAUCUACUGAAAUGACCAAGCGAAACUGAAAAGUGGCGUGCUUUCGUUCAGCUGUUUUUUAAAAGUAUUUUAUUACGUUUUUUUUUUACUGCAUCAGGGAUUCACUAGCAUAGGUCACUAACAAAAGAAGUAUGGAACAGAUUUCACAAAGAGCUGUUAAUUGAAGUAAAGGAGAAGAGUGUGAAUGGAUGCUGGCCAGGUCCUGGGGGAGAACUCAGAAGACCCUGCGAUGAUUACCAGAGCAUUUGUGAAAUCCCUAAACAGACAAGGCAAAAGCAGGAAGUUACAACAGGAAGUGGGCGUGGUCUUUUGGGGUCAGGAUACCUGCCGUGUGAUAAUAGAAAAGCUGAUCAACGUGCACUUCCUAGGAGACAAUUCAAGAUUGAGGUAUAAAGGCAAAUAUGUUUUAAGUUGUAGAAUGGAAGCAAAAACAUCCUCUUGUCAAUUAGAAACCUAAUUACAAGUCAAGCAUUACUUGUUGAUGACAGAGUGACAACUGGAAGCUUUUAUAAGUCAUUUAGUAUUGUCAUUAGAGUAUGUAAAUAGAAAUGUGAGCGAAUUCCCUGACCUGCUUUCCUCUAUCUUACAUUUUAUAUGAGCCUUUGAGAUCUCAACGCGAUGCAAAUUUAAUUGUAGCCUCUCUAAAUAUAGGCCAUUCCAAAGCUUAAUGUUAGGAAAUGCUCUACUUUAUUUUCUAUUGCAAAGAGCAUGCAUCCAUUUCAGAUCAUAAAUGUUGGUUGAACCUAAGUGUUGAAGAUUUUGUCAUUAACUGGGAAUGGCUUUGGGCUCUCUCAGGUACCAAAUUUGCAUUUUGUUUGCAUACUUGUAUUUAAUUUCUUUUAUUCCAAAAAGCUCUCUCGGUCUGGAUAGCUUCCAGAGACGCUUUGCAAAUCUUAAUGUGACCACUUAAAAGGAAAGGGGAUUUGGGUAAAGAACGAGCUGGGCUGAUUUUUAAGUCCAUCCUCAGCCCCCUCCAAAGACAGGUGUAAGUCCAGACUUUGGUUGGCCCCACUCCUUAGGACCAAACAAAAGCUACGGGAUCCCAGGACCGGUUUUUAGAUCCCUAUCUGGGCCCAAUUUAGUAGAAAGCACUGCAGUCUUGAUGAGUCUCAAUUGGUUUGUCCGACACCUUUUGCCUUCUGCCAAAUCUGUUGUUUACUUCCAGUAAACCAAUUAAUUGAACAGAUACAUUCCAAGUCUCUCAGACACUUUACAGUGCCCAGACAUAACCCGUUCAGCUAUAGCUCUGCUGCACUGCUGUCACCAGAUGCUGGCCCCCUACUUUUUUUUACUGGCUAAAGUUCUUUUCAGUUCAGUAAUCAAGUUUAUAAUUGGUUAUUUUGCAUUAAAUAUAUCUCGUCAAGAGUUUUAGAGCAGUUCCUGUGUAUUUGUUCCGAUAUUUGUGCAGUGCACCAACAUCUCCAAGAUCACAGGCAAAAAAUAUGUGUUUCCGGACAGAAAAUUUCCAGUAGUCCAGAGUUACACUGUGCCUCUGAGUGUGGUCUGUUUUGGUGCAGAAAAUAUCUUUGUGUGGUCAUGGUAAAGACUUUAAAAAAAAAAAUCAACAAGACAACUGUCAAAAGCACAGCGCAACCCAGGGUAUCGUACAGUGUCACUGGAAGAAGAAGAGUUUGCAAAGCACAGCAACUACUUUGACUCAAAGUUAUGAGCAUUGAGUGUAAUACAGAUAUUACAAAAUAUUAGCUUUAUUUUGCCUUCGGACACUAUGGAGUUUCUCUAACUGCUCUAACAGUCUUGUGAACAUGUUUGUUUUUUGGGGAAUGCUAGUUAGGAGCCUGUUGUCCUUUUACUUGGAGUAGAGUACGACCAGAAAGAAAGUUCAAAGGAAGGAGCAGGUCUCCCAUUGUCUGCUUAUGUAAUGCUUACCUUUCGGAAAUAGCCCCCUUCCAGGGGCAGCAAGGAAGGCUGCAUCAUCCCCAACGCUAACCGAGAGAGACACUUAAGUGUAGGCGGCCAUGUUGGUCUUACACUCAUGAGACGACUUUAUUAGUCCAGCAUGUAGCGCUGCAGAAAUCAGACUGCAAGAACGAAACCUGUGUAGCUAGUACGUGAAACAUUUAAUCAUUUUUAUUUUUUAAUCGCUUAUAAACUGUCAAAAGCCUAUGGUACCUGCACCCACACCAACGUUUCGUGUUUAUCCAAUCGUUUAGGUUAGCGCUAAACAUCGAACAGCCCAAAAUAAUAAACCGGAAAACCGACUCUGGCCAUUAUUGUUAUGAUUAUUAGUAGUGGUGAUAACAGUAGUAGCAGUGCAUAAUAAUGAAUUAAUUGUAUACCUAUAGACUCAGUAACAUGUGACAUUCCUGUGAACCUCCUGGACGCAGGACUGAGAAGUGGCAGUACGUAAUACAGGAAGCCAUGCCGUAUGACGUAUCGCGUGGGAAAACCGUCUGGCAGGUCUGGUUCCGCAGUUUCUCAGGUGUGCGGCAGACACGACCGGCACUCACAGUGUAGUUAGCCUGCCAUGUGGGGGUCAUUUCUUACAGAUGCCCUGAAGAGGAGAGUUAUUUUUUCGUACCAUUGAUUUUACAGAGGAUUAGUGGACAAACAUUCAGCUGAAAUGAUAGAAAUGAGUCUGUACACUUUAACCAAGUGCUUUACUUAAAUUGUUACUUUAAAUAUUUAAAUGUGGGCAUUUAUUCCUAAUAAACUACCAUUGCAGUGCUCCUUCAGUUGUUAAUCUCAAUUAAUUUAAAACAAAAGUGUUAGAAUCUUUUUAUGUUUUUCUUUUUGUUUGCUUUUUAUUUUUUUUAAUCUUUGUAUCAAAGUUGUUUAUAUGAUGCUUUUACCAUCACUUAAGACAUCUGUAUUUAAUUCUGCGGGGGUACACCUUGAUGGGUAUUACAGCAGUUGUAAGUAUGCCCUUAAGCACUAAUCUGCCUAACCCAACAUGUGAAAAAUCCUUGGCAUUCCUUAUUUAUAAGCCAAAAUUCCUAAAAAUCAUGAUAGGUGAUCUAUUUACGCAUGACAAUAUUUGAAAGGUGUAUGUACAAAUAUGACAUAAAGGGAAAUUUGGAUUUUCACUGGAGGGCACCUUAAAAUCUGAAAUGGCCAGAUGUGGAAAUUGCUAUGUAUUACAAUGACAGUAUAGACCUAUGUAAGAUGAAAUCUUUUAAUUACACUUUUAUGUAUUCAGCGUUUUAAAUAUAGGUGACAGGAGCCGAAGGAAUGAGCUUCUGAUUGGUAUUACAGAAUGAAUAUGUGUUACUGAAAAUGGAAAGGAAGUUGCUUUGUGUUGUGCGUGGAAUAGAGAAAUGUGCUCCAUCAUGACAGCAUGUAAAAGGUACAACUGAACAUUUCACUUCUGCCUGCAGCUGGUUGGCGUGAGGCAGCCGGGCUCUUAGCACCGUGUUGCGGGAUCUAAUAUGUGUCUCCGUGUUCAGCUUUAAAUUACUGCCAGAAGUGUCUUGCACAGCAAUGUGACCCUAACCAUGACAUCAGAGGGGCAUCCCGAGGCACUGCUGGAUUUGUUUGCUAUUAAGUCAACAAGGAGGACAGUCUUUUUACCUAAACGGUCUUUUUUUUUUUUUUUAAUUAAGUCAAGGCAAGCAGCAGAAUGACAUAGAUAUGAAGACGUGAUGCAUUUUUAAUAUGCUUCUCAAAGUGUUUCAGAAUUCAGCAUGAAAAGGCUGAGCUUCAACGUAGUCGCUAUCCAAUAAUAAAAUAACCCCUUUUGUCAUCAGAGCAGUGCAUAAUCUUCUCGUAAUGCAUUUCUGCCAGUGGCCAAUGGAAAACUCAGGCUAAUCUAUCAAUUUCAUGCCCUGGUUGUUCUUAGGUGUUUUUUUCUGUGUGAGUUUCAGGCUCAGAGAUAAGAAAUUGUAUUGAUAGAGUCCUUUCCUGCUUUGGACCGUCCCCCAGGGCCUUACGUUUUUGUAGAAUGGAAAACAUGCAUCUUAAAAUAGGACGGUUGUUCCACUGGUGGCAGCCUGUGGCGAGAUACUGAGUCAGCCUCCCCGUCCCUAAGUGCACUAGAACAUGGUGCGACAACAGAAAAGCUAAAAUCGCAGCCCUGUCAUGGUAACGGCUGGAAGAGAGCCAGGUUUGACAGAACAGCGCGAGCGAUAAGGAACAUGGAGCUUCUCGUAUCAUCAUACCACCCUUCUUUUAGAAAUGAACUGUUUUAGUAUUUCCUAUGAACAACAGUGUAUAGAAAUUUGCCUGCCUGCAAUGUCCAGUCGGAAAGCUAAUAGGAUCCAGAUUAGGAUAGUAUGACUGGAUUAAAGAAAUUCAGAAUUAUAGAUAAGCGUCUGGACAUCGGAGCUUUACCCACUGACCAUGCAGGUCCUGAUGGGGGGUGUGGCUUCGACUGUAAAAGACUGUAAGACAUUGGCUUCAGGUGCUUGGAAUUCUGUGGGUGUCCAAGGGUGGCAUUCUGCUGUUUUUACAGCACUGGUUAUGCUGGUUAGACUAAGGUCUUGUUCAUAUCAUAUUCCAGUGUGAAUAAAUGCAGAAGGAGAAAGUGGUAUUGGUGCACGGGGUUAAUAGUGUUCAUUUUCUAAAGCCUGGUGAUAAUAACCAAGAUUAUUUCAUUUUUUUUAUGAUAUAUGAAACAAAUUGCAAGCAUUUGCCAGGAAAUUGUCCUUAUAUAAUAAUUAUAUCAAAAUGUUAAAAAUGAUAUUUUUAAUUGUGGAUAUUUGUUUAGUAACGCUAUAUUUAGGGCCAUUUUUAGUAAUUUAUAUACACAUUCAUAAUGUAGUAUAAUGCAUUCAUAAAGCAUUAUAAACAUGGCAUUAAAUAUGUAUCAAAAGGCGUAACACAUUAUAGCCAUGUUUAUUAUGCAUUAUGACUGCUUAUGAAGCUCUCAUCUAUAAUGCACUAUAGAUACCUUCAUAAUGCAGUACCAAGCAUCCUUAAUGCUUAUUAUGACCUUUAUAAUGCAUUAUAAUGGUAUUUAUAGUGCAUUUUAGAUGAGUUUCAUAAGCAGUCAUAAUAAAUAAUGCACACGCCUAUAUUUUGUUCUGGCUUUUGAUAAAUAUUUACAGCUAUGUUUAUAAUGCUUUAUGAAUGCAUUAUUAUUUGUUACCAGUAUGUUUAUAAAUUACUAAAAACAUGGCCUUAAGUAAAGUGUUACUCAAAGUUCUUUUUUUAAUUUAUAAAAAGGAUUUUUUUAGUCAUUGUCAGUUUGGGAGCCUUAACCCAUGUCCGAUACAGUAUGAACAACAUCGCUCAGCUGGAGAUACGAACACUCAUAUCAAGAACGCAUUGUAGGUGAAGAGCGGGAAAAACUCAUUAAUCUGGGCUGCUUUUUGAAUGAGCGUAGUGUGUCUGAGAGCUGAAACCUACAUAUUUGAGUAGAUGUGAGCAGAUAAGUAACAAAUCAAAGCUCGGAGUCAUUCCUCUGUAGGUAACUUAAAUUAAGCUGUUUUGAUGGGAAUAAAAAUAUUUUCUGCUCCACAGUAUAUCCCCCAUUUUCUGAUUUUCAUCUCCUGCAAUCUUCCUUGUUAUAUAUACCUGAUAUGCUGCAGGAGUAUUCUAAUGUGAACUGACAAAAGGGAGAUCUCUUUGCCAUCAACACAGGGAAAACCUGUGAGCGAAACUCAUCAACGUUAGCAUGCUACCAUGCUACAAACACAGCCUGUGUCCGGCCUGCCUCUGCUUUCCAGGAUAUUCUACAGUAGUUUUGUAUAUACUAUAUAACUUAUUUUUAAAGUCUGGUAUCAACCUUCUUUGUAGACAGCAAAAUAAAAAACAUCUUUAAAAAAUAUAUUUCACUGAGUUUAAAAGAAAAAAAAACUAUUAAAUAAUUUAUCAGAAAACAUUAAAAGAAAAAUAUUUUAUUUCUUGUACAAUGAUGCUUUAAUGUGUAAAUUAUUUUAUAUUUAUGGUGAAUGUUCUUUGUUUUUUCUGUCUCACUUUUGGUUAUUUUCGUUCUUAAUUAUCAAAACUGGAAUGGACGCGGUUGUUCAAAGUGUUUAUUACAACGUUGUACACAGUGCUGCCGAUUAGAGGAACUUUUGUUGUGCAAUGCUGUUUUCAAACAAAAUGACGACGACAACAAAAAUCAUCAUAAUUUUAUAUGGGGAAGAAAAGGCUUCCGUGUUCCAGUAUUUAGGUGCGAGCUCUUGUGUUUGAAAUACUAAAUGGAAAGAAGAUUCAGCAAAAAUCAAUCUGCGGGGGAGAAAAGCAUAACAGGGAGACAUAUAACGAUGCAUCCAUUAUACGAUUCCAUUCAAUUAAGAUGCCAAAAUCUGGUGGAAGUGAUAAUGAGUUCAAACAGAGGUUUCCGUUGGUGUUUUUAUUAAAAGAGAGAGAAAUGAAAAUAACUGGAACUUAAAUGCACGUUUUCAUUCCAGCAUUGUGCUUUGAAGUCCCAUGUAGUUUUUCCACCGUGAUCGUUGUCUUCAAAACGCGCUUUGUGCUUUUUGCUGGAUCCGUUUCCAUUGUUCAUCCCGAAUUCUACCUAAAAUGCAGCUUGGUCGUAUUUGUCAAAAGCUCAUCGUUUUUAGAACUAAGUUUUGCUUUCAUUCCAUCUUGAUCUCCUGUAAUUCCCGUACAUGGUUCGCUCGUCUCGGUCGUGGCGUACCAUGUACCUGCCUUGGAGGACAACGAAUUGAGUGCCAAUUAGAGUGCCAAUAAAGCAGAAACGUGCUUCACUGGCACCAGCUGUCACAUCUGCCUGUGGUCCAGGUGCUGAACAGCACAUGUUGCGGGACAUCAGCCUUAAACAGACCAUUCACUCUGAUAGCACCACAUCUACUAUUGCGCAAUGUCUUAUCUUAAAAUAGCAAGCAACUAUUUCUUUGCUGGUGUCUGGGCUCCUUGGUGAACAUCUUUGAGCACUAUUAACCAGCUGUCGAUCCAGAAUGUUGUGCGGCCUUCAAAUUCAAUUCCACCUCUUAUACCAGUCAGUAUUAGAGGUCAUUGUCCCAUUUCAAAUUGUAUAAGGACCAAAUUUUAGCACAGUUUCUGCUUUGUUGUACUGAUAGAUUGAGUUGUAGGCUUCAGGUGUAAUUUAGACGCAAAGAACCGCCUCAAAAGACCACAGAACACCUGAACUAAAUAAACUGUAAGGGACAACAUAUUUACAGCUUUGCACUAAUAUUUCUCUUCAUUUUUUCAUAGUUUUUCCUUUUACCACAUCCAAAAAUAACUGUCGAUUUUCUUUGGAAUUGUUUACCUUUGGAUGUAUUGAUUUGUUAACUUUUUAUGUUAAACUCUGUAGAUAUGUACCUUUUUAAAUCCUUAUUUCUUGAAGAAACAAAAUUUUUAUGUUUAUUUUCCUGAAACAGAGCUGUAAUUUGAAAUACCGUUGAUAAGGGGUCUGUUUUCCCUGAUUUGGAGGGGUUUCUGCUGCAGUGCUCCUGAACUGUAGUUCUCUAGUUCAUUAUAUUCUGCUUAGACUAAAAUAAAGCACAGUCCUGUAGAACAAUAAAA
Paramormyrops kingsleyae is the source of this 10359-nucleotide messenger RNA. Its product is annotated as CUGBP Elav-like family member 4. The record is from RefSeq and is a predicted model, not a curated record. NCBI's taxonomy places the organism in Eukaryota, Metazoa, Chordata, Actinopteri, Osteoglossiformes, Mormyridae. Gene Ontology annotation, molecular function: RNA binding.